This is a messenger RNA of Miniopterus natalensis, 2113 nucleotides long. It is a transcript of the gene LRRC17, whose product is annotated as leucine rich repeat containing 17. The record is from RefSeq and is a predicted model, not a curated record. NCBI's taxonomy places the organism in Eukaryota, Metazoa, Chordata, Mammalia, Chiroptera, Miniopteridae. Gene Ontology annotation, molecular function: protein binding. Gene Ontology annotation, cellular component: plasma membrane.
AGUCUGUGCACAGCGUUAGUAUAACAUGAGGACUGGAUGUAGCCCGUUCUCCGGAGGACUUCCUUGCCUGCUGCAGGAAAGAGAAGACUGAAAAGACAAACCUGGGUGCAGCCAGAAAGGUCCAAAUAGAUGAGCUUGUGGCAUCCAUUCCCUAAACUCAGGGACUCCAGGGAACCUCAGCUGGAUCUCAUUGUUCCUGAUCUGCAUUAGUUAAGAUUACCCAAACUUGGAUUUCAAAGGAAUAUUUUCAUUGUUCCAUCUGUCACACUAAGUAAUUGGGGCCAGCUGGAUGUCAGGAUGCGCGUGGUUACCAUCAUAAUCCUGCUUUUCUUUUGUAAAGCCGCUGAGCUCCGCAAGGCAAACCCUGGGGGGGUGAGAAACCGAGCUAAUCCUGGCCGGGUGGGUGGGGGCCGGAGAAGCUCCAACCCGGUCAAACGCUAUGCACCAGGCCUCCCUUGUGAAGUGUACACGUAUCUUCAUGAGAAAUAUUUAGAUUGUCAAGAAAGAAAACUAGUUUAUGUGCUACCCGACUGGCCUCACGAUUUGCUGCACAUGUUGUUAGCAAGAAACAAGAUCCGCAUAUUGAAGAACAACAUGUUUUCCGAGUUCAAAAAGCUUAAAAGCUUGGAUCUGCAACAGAAUGAGAUCUCCAAAAUUGAGAGUGAGGCUUUUUUUGGUUUAAACAAACUCACCACUCUGUUACUGCAGCAUAACCAGAUCAAAGUCUUGACAGAAGAAGCGUUCAUUUAUACACCUUUGCUGAGCUACCUACGCCUUUAUGACAACCCCUGGCACUGUACUUGUGACAUAGAGACCCUUAUUUCAAUGCUGCAGGUUCCAAAGAACCGAAAUUUGGGGAACUACGCCAAGUGUGAAAGCCCACAAGAACUAAAAAAUAAAAAACUGCGGCAGAUAAAAUCUGAAGAGUUAUGUAAUGAAGAAGAAAAUGAACAAUUGGACCCCAAACCUCAAGUGUCAGGGAGACCCCCAGUCAUCAAGCCUGAGGUGGACUCUUCUCUUUGCCACAUCUAUGUGUUUCCCAUACAGACACUGGACUGCAAAAGAAAAGAGUUGAAGAAAGUUCCAAACAACAUCUCUCCAGAUAUUGUUAAACUUGACUUGUCAUACAAUAAAAUCAACCAACUUCGACCCAAGGAGUUUGAGGAUGUUCAUGAGCUAAAGAAAUUAAACCUUAGCAGCAAUGGCAUUGAAUUCAUUGAUCCUGCUGCUUUUUUAGGACUCACACAUUUAGAAGAGUUGGAUUUAUCAAACAACAGUCUGCAAAACUUUGACUAUGGAGUAUUAGAAGACUUGUAUUUUUUGAAACUCUUGUGGCUCAGAGAUAACCCUUGGAGAUGUGACUACAACAUCCACUACCUCUACUACUGGUUAAAGCACCACUACAAUGUCCACUAUAAUGGCCUGGAGUGCAAAACACCUGAAGAAUACAAGGGGUGGUCUGUGGGAAAAUAUGUUCGGAGUUACUAUGAAGAAUGUCCCAAAGACAAAUUACCAGCAUACCCUGAAACAUUUGACCAGGAUACAGAAGAUGAUGAAUGGGAAAAAAUACACAGGGAUCACACAGCAAAGAAGCAAAGUGUAAGAAUCACUAUAGUGGGAUAAUUUAGAAAUUCUUCUAGUUGCAGCUACUUAUAUAUUUGCUAUACUGGUGUCAGAAAACCAUGUUUACAUUUUGAUUAACUGUGUUGCCUAUUUAUGCAGGGUUGUCCAACUAAAGGAAGGUUUCUUAAUUAUUUUUAUUAUUAUAAUAAUCAAGGGAAUACUCUCAUCCUGUUUGCCUGCCUAUUUGCAGAACAGCCUUUGGUGGGUAUUCUAUACUAGUAACCUGCAGAAGUUGGGUCCUAAUGAUGACAUUAGAAUUUCAUAAUGUCCUGUAUAAAUGUUUUUACUGCUUUUUGAAAAUAAUUUUUUAAAUGUUCAUUUUUACAUGCCUUUUAUAGCUGCAUGGACACACCUAAACAUGAUCAAAAUGACAAGAUACAAAUACUUUGUAAUAAUAAAAUGUCAUUCUCUCCCCUCAGUCCCUACCCCUACUUUUUUUUUCAUUAAGUCAGCUUAUACAUUGAAUAAAUUUCCAUUUCUGAUUCUUGUG